Messenger RNA from Ochotona curzoniae (black-lipped pika), 3974 nucleotides. It is a transcript of the gene GAB2, whose product is annotated as GRB2 associated binding protein 2. The record is from RefSeq and is a predicted model, not a curated record. Bases 72 to 2078 code for a protein of 668 amino acids. NCBI's taxonomy places the organism in Eukaryota, Metazoa, Chordata, Mammalia, Lagomorpha, Ochotonidae. The transcript has 10 exons.
GACCCAGCAGCCCGCGCCCUUGUCACCGCGUCCGGCGGCGGCGGCGGCGGGGCUCCAAGCGAGCCGGCAGCAUGAGCGGCGGCGGAGGCGACGUGGUGUGCACCGGCUGGCUGAGGAAAUCGCCCCCCGAGAAGAAGUUGAGGCGCUAUGCUUGGAAGAAGCGCUGGUUCAUCCUGCGGAGCGGCCGGAUGAGUGGUGACCCUGACGUUCUAGAGUACUAUAAGAAUGACCACUCCAAGAAACCCUUGCGGAUCAUCAACCUGAACUUGUGUGAGCAGGUGGAUGCAGGCCUGACCUUCAAUAAGAAGGAGCUACAGGACAGUUUCGUGUUUGACAUCAAGACCAGCGAGCGCACCUUUUAUCUGGUGGCAGAGACGGAAGAGGACAUGAAUAAGUGGGUGCAGAGCAUCUGUCAGAUCUGCGGCUUCAAUCAGGCCGAGGAGAGCACAGAGUCCCUGAGAAACAUCGCCUCCGCUGGUCACGGUCCCCGCUCCUCGCCAGCCGAGUUCAGCGGCUCCAGUCAGCACCUGCUCCGAGAGCGGAAAUCCUCCGCCCCGUCGCACUCCAGCCAGCCGACUCUGUUCACGUUCGAGCCCCCCAUGUCUAACCACGUGCAGCCCACCUUGUCCACCAGUGCACCUCAGGAGUAUCUCUACCUGCACCAGUGCAUCAGCCGGAGAGCAGAAAAUGCCAGGAGUGCCAGCUUCUCUCAGGGCACCAGGACCUCGUUUCUCAUGAGGAGCGACACAGCCGUACAGAAACUUGCCCAGGGCAACGGACACUGCGUGAACGGCGUCAGCAGUCAAGUGCACGGCUUCUACAGCCUGCCCAAGCCCAGCCGGCACAACGCCGAGUUCCGAGACAGCGCCUACGACCUGCCGCGGAGCCUGGCUUCCCACGGCCACACCAAGGGCAGCCUCACAGGCUCCGAGACGGACAGCGAGGACGUGUACACCUUCAAGACACCCAGCAACACCCUGUGCCGAGAGUUCGGGGACCUCCUUGUGGACAACAUGGAGGUGCCGACCACCCCGCUCUCGACCUACCAGGUCCCCAGGACAUUCACGCUGGACAAGAACCACAAUGCCAUGGCCGUGGCCGCUGGGGGGGACUCGGCCGUCGCUCCCCCGCCCCGGCCCCCCAAGCCUAACCAGGCGGAAACCCCUCGGUGGGGCAGCCCUCAGCCGAGAGCAGCAGCCGGUGACAGCAGCAGAUCAGUCGCCGCCACCAUCCCCAGGCGCAACACGCUGCCAGCGAUGGACAACAGCCGGCUGCACCGAGCCUCCUCCUGCGAGACCUACGAGGGUGCGGGCAGGCCUGCCGAGUCCGGGAGAGAUGCGCUUGGGUGUUUCCUGCCGGGGAAGGCAGUGUUGGGCCGAUCGGACAGUGCCAAUUCUGAAGAUAACUACGUGCCCAUGAAUCCAGGCUCCUCUACCCUGCUGGCCAUGGAGCGAGCAGGGGACAGUGCCCAGAGUGUCUACAUCCCCAUGAGCCCAGGGCCUCAUCACUUUGACGCUCUGGGCUACCCAGCCACUGCCCUUCCUCUGCACCGAGGCCCCAGCCGCGGCAGCGAGAUCCAGCCACCCCCUGUGAACCGGAACCUCAAACCUGACCGGAAAGCGAAGCCAACGCCACUGGACCUGAGGCACAACACCGUCAUCGACGAGCUCCCCUUCAAAUCGCCCAUCACCAAGUCUUGGUCCCGGGCCAACCACACCUUCAGCUCAUCCCAGUCCUGCCGCCCCAUCUCCACCCAGAGCAUCACCAGCACGGACUCCGGAGACAGUGAAGAGAACUACGUUCCUAUGCAAAACCCCGUGUCUGCCUCUCCUGUUCCCAGUGGCACCAACAGUCCAGCUCCUAAGAAGAGCACUGGCAGUGUGGAUUAUCUGGCCUUGGACUUCCAGCCCAGCUCCCCAAGUCCCCACCGCAAGCCCUCCACGUCAUCGGUCACAUCGGACGAGAAGGUGGACUAUGUUCAAGUGGACAAGGAGAAGACCCAGGCUCUGCAGAACACCAUGCAGGAGUGGACAGACGUGCGACAGUCCUCUGAGCCUUCCAAGGGCGCCAAGCUGUGACACAGGGGACACUAAACCCAGGGCAGGGCCACUGUCCACCAGGCUGGCUCCUCCCCACCUCCACCACUCACAGCCUUCAAAGUUCGAUGUCAGGGACACCUCAGCCUUUCCCCCAGGAGGCGAGGGCCUGCUCUAGACCCGUGUUCAGCCCAGUGGGGCCCUGAGGGCCAUGUUUCCACCCCCCUCCUUAGUUAGGAGCUAUUGCCAAGAACACCCUGCCGCCCCUGUGCUUGCAGCCUAUCACCCAGCUAUGUGGAGGGGAGGCUGGGGCCGGGGGCCCGAGCACCUGCAGGCCAAAGUGGACCUGGAUUGUUUUAUCCUGGUGUUGGCAGAGGCGAGGCCUUCCAACCGUGCCCAAGUUGGAAAUGAAGGGAAGAGGGGCAGGACCCUAGGCUGGGGGCCAGGAGGGAAAGGAGGACAAAAGGGACAAUGUAGGUAGGGGUUGGGGACAGGCCCCCAAGGAGGAGCAGCAGGACUGGCAGUGCAGGAUGGUGUGUGCAAGGUCACCACAGGGGCAGAGUCCCACAGUGAAAGCUUGCACAGAACUGGACAGUGCCAGGCAGGGAGGGGGGCCCUGGUCCAGGAACGGGCUGGGCAGGGAUACGGCUAUUAAGAUGGUUCAGCAAGUGAAUGUUUGCAGGGUGCAGAGGUAAGCUGAGGAGGCAGAGGGCCAAGGCCAUGGAGGAGGAAACACAACACAGGCCUGCCGGACAGUCGUGAGCAGUGGCGGGAAAUCCAGGACUAAUGAGGGAGAGACUGUGGUUGAGGGGACCAGGCCUAGUGGACGACCUGGGGGUGCAGGUGCUGGCAACAAGUGUUGCUCACCUCAGCUUCUGUCGCCUCCAGCAUUCCAGGAUCACGCUGGACUUGGCUACAGGGGCCAAAGCAGCCAAGCUCUUCUUCCAGGGCUUGGAGGGUCUCCAGAUGGGCAGGUAUGCCCUCAGCAGGGCAGGUGUUCAGCCGUUCCAGUUUCAGUGGCAACAAGGCCGACCCAGUGGACCAUCCUGUCCUGGCAGGAGUAGCUCUCCACUGUAUCUGCUGGGGCUGGCUGCCCACACCUCCCCAUGCUCAGCAGCCUGGCCCCUCUGGAAAUCCCACCUUCAGGAGAGCAGGUCCCACCAUGCUGCGAUCAGCUCAGGGCUUAGGCAUUGAGGACAUGGGGAGCCAUCCUACUGUAAGCUUGAACCACGCAGGCAUCAAGGCUGCUUCAGCCAAGGCAGCUGUUCACAAGAGGGGAACCAGGGCUGCAGGUAUGGGAAGCUCCAGCUUGCCCUGGGGUGGGGAGGGGCCUCUACCCCAGGCCCUGACCCAGGAGUCCCCAGCCCCAGCAGCCUCCCCUGCUGACAUCAAGUUGCCAUGGAAAAUGUUACCGUGUUCCCAGAGUUCCGUGGGGUGGCUGCAAUGGGGGCAUAGCCUCUGGCAGAGAGGCUUCCUGCUCUUGGCCUUAUGCCCAGUGUCCCCUUAGGCUACAAGUAGGGGACAGAGAGGGGCGCUGAGGCUCAAACCCAUCAGCCGCCCCGACACCAGGGAGUGAGCAUCAAAGCAGGUCCUUCGGCGGCGCAGUGGGCUGCAUCUCACCUCCCCCAGGACAAGGAGACCUCGUGUGCACAGGGACUCGUGUGGCCUGGACCACUCUCCGGCAGCACCCACAUCUGGCUCUACCUCCACAAGGUGCAUGCAAAGGCCCAGGAAAUGGACCUGCUGCCUCUGCCUGGUCCUUGGUGUCACCACUUUGAGAGGUGGGGGCUGGGUGAGACGACUGUGUAGCUCCAAGGGGCGUGCCUUGGCCUGGAACCUGCCUCCCAUGGCUCUGGGCCACCAGGGUGGGUGGGAACCAUGACCUCCACCCCGCGCCCUUGCAAUCACCUCGUGUCUUGGACAGAAGCACAACAGGAA